UGUGGUGGAAGCAUUGCAAGAGUUUUGGCAGAUGAAGCUGGCGAGGGGGGCCGACUUAAAGAACGGAGCCUUGGUGAUAUACGAAUCUAUGCCAUCAACAAAUCCACCUUAUGUAUGCUACGUCACAUUACCGGGAGGCAGUUGCUUUGGCAGCUUUCAGAAUUGCCCAACAAAAGCCGAAGCGAGGCGGAGUGCUGCAAAGAUAGCUCUAAUGAAUUCAGUCUUUAAUGAACACCCUUCUCGAAGGAUAUCAGACGAUUUCAUCGAGAAAGCUGUUGAAGAAGCCAAAUCGUCUUUCAAGCUCCCUACGAACCCAGAUGACACGGAUCGAUCUCAUAGCGGAAUCGACGCCUUCAGGUUCAUGUUGGAAUCGAACAAAGGCCGCACCAUGCUGGAGUUCCAAGAGCUCAUGACAGUCUUUCAGCUCCUGCACUGGAAUGGCAGUCUAAAAGCUAUGCGAGAACGCCAGUGUUCGCGCCAAGAAGUAGUGGCUCAUUAUUCUCAUCGCGCUUUAGAUGAUGACAUGAGGUCUCAAAUGGCCCUCGACUGGAUCGCUAGGGAGCAGGAAUCUCCCGGGGUCAUCUCCAGAGAACUGGCCAGUGCAGAAAGAGAAUUAGAGGCUGCUCGAUUGGCUGGUCGAGAAUUAAGGUUUCCCAAAGAGAAGAGAGACAUUCUAAUGCUUGCUUGCAGUCAGGUGAACACUGUCAAUGGACUCAGCUAAGUGGAUUAGGCACAAAACAGAAUAUUUAUAAAUAUUAUAUAUAUUAUAUAAAUAUAUUAUAUAUAAUUAGGAUAAAAAUAAGAAGAAAUUUCUUUAGUCCCAGUCGUGAUACACAGCCUGUAUAUAUAAAAGACUUCUGAAUUUUUUUUUUUUUUUUUUUUUUUUUUUGUUUUUUUGUUUUCUUCCGCGUAUCUUCAUGUCCCGGACGUGGUUAUACAGGCCAACCCAACCAUGACAUUUUGUGAUAAGUGCCUUGCAGUUCAGAUUGCCCGAUUUCCAACUAAAUGCAGCUAGUUAUAACUACCGGUCUUUGUUUUCUGCCACUGUGAUUAAAAAAAAUUAAAAAAUAAGCAACUUUAUAUCUUAUUUCAGUGUCAAAGGUGUUCUCGACAUAUGUAGCAAAGUAAUAUUUCAGGCAAGGGGCUUUUCAGCUUUUUUUUUAGCUAAGAUCCAUCUGUAACGAACAUAAUUCACCCACAAGUAUCUUGAACUUCUGCCUCCGCUUCAACAGAAUUAAGCACGCCCCUAAAAAUCAAAUUUUAUCCAAAAAGCUUAUUUCAAGUGCUGCUUUUUCCUCAACUUCCUUGUGAUAUCAGCAUCUGAUGUAAAUAAAAUAACAUUUGCUUUUAUUAUGCAUUUUGAUUUUAUAGUCUGUCACGUUUCAUACCUUGUUAUUAUUAUUAUUAUUAUUACUUCAAGAAUGUCCAUUAUUUUUUGAGAAUGAAACCAGGCCUGGAUGUUUCGUCGGACAAUCGGAUGCAUUUUUGGGUGCACUGAUAAACUGAACCAAUUGGCCGAAAAAUGUUCUACCCUGUAGUGAUACAGAACUUUUGAUAUACAGGGUUUUUCAACGCGCAAGAUUUGAUUUCUUCCGAAUUAUUGACCAGUGCUGAAUUAAUUAUUUAAUUCGGUGGUCUUUUGUGAGAUUAGAAAAAUAUUAUUUAAGCUUAUGUUUAAUAUAAUUUAUUUCGCUUUAUUCGCGGAAUGUUUGCUUUUUUACAAAUCUUCAUAUACUACAGCUUUCAACAUGAGUAAAGAUUAGAAAGUGCUAAGAAUUCUGAAUCUGAGUUCAGUGCCGUCUUAAAGGCUAGUACUAUUUGUUUUAAUUUUUAAUCGCAUACAAAAGAAUUUUUACCACUUUCUAAUUUUUAUGUUGUUUUAUGAGAUUAAACGGCCGACCCUUAAGCAUCAUUAGAACAUUCAUGUUUUAAUCCAACAACUGUUGUUCGUUUAAUUAUUUCAUUGUUAUGUAUCUAUUUUAUUUUCCCCUUACUUCUCUUAUCUUUAUGCUAUUAAUUUCACAACUUGUUAAACUGUUUGUUCAAAAUUAAGAUAUUAAAACUAAAAACUGUUCACAUGAUGCCUAUAUUUUGUUAUCUUUUCUGCAAAAUAAUAGCCCAGUUUUUUUUUUUCGUUGCUUUCAUUUAUUCAAGAAUUAUUUUUCUUAUGUCUACAUGUGUUAUCUACGCAUUACUGUGAUUUCUUUUCCAUUCUUAUGUUUUAAAUGUGUAGUGUGUAGUACAGAUUUCACCCAAUGAGAUUCAUAUACAGUACAAAAUUCGAAAUCCGGACUUUCAGUAUCUGGAAUAGUUUAGUAUCCCAAUCUCCUGACCAUCACCUAAAAAAUAAGUAAAUAAGAAAACUCUCUACGCUUAUAAAAUCGAGAAAUGGAGAACGUAAUGCUCAGCAAAGAGAAGCAAGUUGGAUCUUUCUUCCGACUGAGACUCCUGCGUCUAACUUCCAAAACGCUGCUAGCUAGGGAGGGAAUCGCACAGAACAAUCCACUGAUUGGCGUUGUGUUGUCUUUGGGCCGGAUUACUGUUUCGAAGCUUCAGUGGUUGUGGGGAGGAGGGGCAGGGCCUUCGCAUGCAUUUAGUAUUUGCCUUUCCGUGCAAUUUUAAAUUCCUAAUCGUAAAUAUGGGUCCUAAAUCCUGCAGACAGAUACCUUCCUAAGCUCUAAAAAUUUUGCCAUGCCUAGUUUUUGCUGCUCGGUGCUCAUCUAAAUUUAAAAAAAAAAUUGCCUCCCCCCCCCAGUGCAGACGCACUGGCUCUGGUUUUGUUGGGGGUUAGCAUUCUUCUGUCUCGCAUAAACAAUAAGCGAAGCAACUAUGUUGACACGUCUGCGUGUCAUUUUAUUAGAUUCCAGAAGUGAAGACCAUUUUAAAUCCGGAAUUUUCCAUAUCCGGAACCGCCGAAGUCCCGACAGUUCCUGAUCUCGGACAUUGUACUGAAGCCAUUAUUGUUGGUAUGUCAUUUGCAAUACAGAAAUAGUAUUAUAGCUAAGCAAUUCAUUUUUAAGUAAGUUUAUGAAUAGAAACCAGUGUUUGCUAUGUUGUUUAAGUUCUUUUAUUAGUGAUAUGUAAAAUUAUGUUUUUCAAAAGUUUUCAAAUUUUUGUGAAAAAUAAUUAGUAUUUUUAACGAAGGAAGUUAUUUAUUUCAAAUUUUUAUAGCGACUUUUUUGUUUUUCAUUCGGGUGAAUUUGUGCAAAAUUCUGCAUAUUUAAAAUAAUGUGUCAUUGUAAAAACAAUUUUACAAUGUUGUGAUCUUUAAUCAGUUUUUAAACAAUGCGGAAAACUGAAAGAGGGGAUACGAAGCGAGGAUGCUGUCUACUUUUUAAUUACGUACUGCGCAUAUAUCAAACAUGGACCUUAUAAGAAAUAGACUAACCCAAACGGGUUUUCCCUUUCGUCUGAGGCGUUGCCGGCUGUCACCUUGAUCACAUCCGGAGGAGUAGGGACGACUUGCAGAAAUUUAACAAGCUUGGUUAACAAGCAAUGUUGCUUAUUAUUUUAUAAUAAAUUGUCAAGAAAAAGCUGGUUGUAGCGCCUCAUUUCACAAAUUAAAAUUUCUCCAUAUUUUAAUUUUUGAAACUGAGAUUUAUUUUUAAGUGUUUAAGAUAUUUAUGAAGCGUAAUUAGCGUUACAAAGAAUUAUAUAGACUAUUGCAUGCUUUCAGGGCUGGAUUUUUUUUUAGCUUUUCCUAUGCUGUAAGGAAAUUUGUAACUAAU
Molecule: messenger RNA, 3728 nt
Organism: Stegodyphus dumicola
Lineage: Eukaryota; Metazoa; Arthropoda; Arachnida; Araneae; Eresidae
Gene: lft
Product: Limb expression 1 family member lowfat
Biological process (GO): autophagosome maturation
Cellular component (GO): cytoplasm
Source: RefSeq, a predicted model, not a curated record